GGUAUAUCCUUAUAUAUUCCUUCGGCCAUCACACGUUCAUGUUUGAACUGCGUUCCAAUGAAUGUUCAGGUGAAAUUUUCAAAACGUGACAAAAUUAUAGCUGUUAUAUCAUUAGCGGCUACCUCAAUAUGCUAACUUCGUUGACGGCGAGGACGAAUACCUACAUAAGAUCGUCAACGGACGCCUUGAUCCAGUCGGCGUUUCAAGUCCGUGUAAAGCAAAUCAAAGUGAAUUUUUAACCGGUCUCCCAUAUGCACAUGUAGCCGCGGUGAAGAAGUGAAUACUUACCAUCGUCACCAACCAAUUUCCAGUUGGAUAGGUUUAUCUUCAGGUAUUUGUAUUGUUUUUUGUGAUGGCGGAGGCAGUGACUUCACUAGAUUCAGUGUUGGUUCAGAUUGGCGACUUGGGGAAAUACCAAAUACUGGUUUUUACGCUGGUUUCUUUCGCUGUUGUCCUGCAUUCAGCCGUGCAUACAGCAUUUGUUUUCACCGCAUUGGAUGUCGGUCACAGAUGUGCCAUUCCCGAGUGCGAUCAACCACAACCAGAAUUCCAACCGACUUGGUUGUCAAAUGCAGUUCCUUUCAGAGGUACCACUCCAACAAAAUGUGAACACUACAUAUUCAAUUCAAGCAGCAGUAACAAUGACACAUGCAGUGCCAAUAACUUUGACAGAAACCGGAUUGUCUCUUGCUCUUCAUUUGUCUAUAAGACCGAGGAAAAAAGCAUUCUUCAAGAGUACAACUUGCAGUGUGAUGACAAUUUGUGGAAAUUGACUAUGGUUGGAACAUUGAACAGUUUUGGACAAUUGUGCGGCCUUUUCAUAGGAGGUAUAAUAUCAGACAGAUAUGGACGAAAAGUGGUCCUUAUUUGGGGAAUGGUUCUCACCGGAGUAUGCGGUAUUAUUCGGGCAUUCAUGCCAACUUACGAGUGGUUCAUGUUUUUCGAAUUUCUGGAUGCUGCAUUUGGUGCAGGGACCUACAUUUGCGGCUUCGUAUUAG
Molecule: messenger RNA, 998 nt
Organism: Leptinotarsa decemlineata (Colorado potato beetle)
Lineage: Eukaryota; Metazoa; Arthropoda; Insecta; Coleoptera; Chrysomelidae
Product: solute carrier family 22 member 3
Biological process (GO): transmembrane transport
Cellular component (GO): membrane
Molecular function (GO): transmembrane transporter activity
Source: RefSeq, a predicted model, not a curated record